Molecule: messenger RNA, 495 nt
Organism: Stegodyphus dumicola
Lineage: Eukaryota; Metazoa; Arthropoda; Arachnida; Araneae; Eresidae
Source: RefSeq, a predicted model, not a curated record
AUGACGGCAGAAGGACUCAUAUGUCUUGGUAGUAGAUUACAAAAUUCUGACUUUCUGUUUCAAGAAAAGCAUCCAUGGAUUAUACCGAAAAAAUCUAGAUUCACUAAAUUGCUAAUUAAAAGAGAACACGAGAACUUGCUUCAUGCUAGUGCAGAUACACUCAUUCAAACUCGAGAAAGUUAUUGGAUAAUUCGAGGCAGACAAGCUGUAAAAUCGUGCUUGAAUAAAUGUUUCGUUGGCAGGAAAUUUAAGGCUGAAAAGGGCAUUCAAGUGAUUGCUCCAUUACCAGCGGAUAGAAUUCAUGCAGCGAAUCCCUUUGAAAUUACAGCUGUUGAUUUUGCUGGACCUUUGUUUACGAAAAAUGGAGACAAGGUUUACAUUUGUUUGUUUACAUGUGUAGUCACACUUGCAGAUCAUCUUGAAAUUGUUUCUAACAUAAGCACCGAGCUUCUUAAAGCGUUUUCAGUAAAAUUAUGUCCUGCAGUUUGUAAUUAA